AGCCGGAGCGCGUGCUGUUCUGUAUCGGGAGCUCGCGACCCGGCGGUUAAGGAGGGGGGGAAACAGGGAAGCCCGACCAAACUCUGAGCCGAAACCCGAACACAACCAGAGUAAUUCUGAAGGAAUAUACACAGUUUUUGGGCAGUUUAGCGCCACAGAUGAGCUUAAAAACCGAAUCGAAGAGUUUUAGCGACUCUGGAAGUCGUUCCUGUCGGUAAAGUUGACGGUGUUCGGGCGAACUUGUUCUCUGUUGUGGUGGUGGAUGUGGUCGACGACGAACCAGGAGGAGGAAUAAUGUUGAUGCCGCUGCUGUCUCUUCUCUGACCCUGCUCCAUUUUCUUUUAACACAGAAAGAGAGACUGAAAAUUAAAGGAGAAAAAGUCCAGAAAAAGAGGAGAAAUGGCUGAAGCUCGGUCAGAGGAAGAGGAGGAAAACAUGAUGAGGGACACCCGGGAACAAGUGGUUCGACGACAGCCCAACAGCUCCGGAGGUAAAACCGCGAAAAUGUCGGAAAAUUCACUUCUUUUUCGACUCAAACCCUCCUGUUACCGAUACAUGGUGAUGUUUUUAAAAGAUAGAACCAACUGUCACUUCAACAGGCCAGUUUACACCUGAAAUACAAACCAGAAACUGUAACUCUAGAUGGUCAGCGAGAUAGGCAACACAAUGCCUUAAAACGCAGUUUAAAUUUAUAUUUUUAGAGUUAAAACGACAUUUUAUGCAACUUUAGGUGAGUAUAAUAACAUUUAGAGUGUCAAAAUGUAAGUAUAUUUGUAAAAUCUCCAGUAAAACUCAGAGAUAUUCGCAGAAAUGCAUCUACUUUACUGGACUGGACCAGUAACUUAUUGGUUAAACAUGCAAAAUAUAAAGUUUUGACAGUUAGUAGAAUAUGCAGAUUGAUUUUUAUGCAUUUUGGUCCUACAAUUUGUCGAUCUGUUGGGACCAGGUUGAGCAUUUUGGGAAGAAGUUGAUUGUGCUUUUUGAAGGACAAAUGCAUUCAAAUCAGUUGGUUGCAGUUUUUCAUGAGUAUAUUCAAUUUACCUUCUAUUUUAGAAAUACUUGACAUAAAUAUGGUUUUGGUUUAAAUUAGCCCAAUAAUUUAUAAUUCUUUGUCAUCUUGGAGUUUAAGGAUUUGAUUCCCCCUUUUUGUGAUAUUUUUUUAAAGCCCUAAACAGCUUCUUUUUCACAGAUUUAUGAAGAGUAUGUUCCCCAUGUUGGCUCUAGUCAUGUUACAAAGAGAGUUUCUUCACCUAAAUUGCUGAUUUUACAAACACAAACACCGAUUGAUGCAAAAACAGCUGAUAAGACAUGAAAAAUGGGGGUGAAACUAACUGUAAGACUCUGGGUGUAGCCUGCUUGAACCCACAGCCAUAAAUUCUUGUAUCAACAUGCGUGCAUGUCGCCAUUUGGGUCAAAGUUUACACAUGCAGGCAUAAAUAUGCAGACGCUCACAGAAACAUUCCCAGCUGAUUGUUACGGUGCGGGCCUGCGCCAAGACUUACAGCUGUUCAUCUGCAGGUUUCUGUCUCUGUAUCGCACAUGUACAGCAGCACAAGUUAUACUUUGACACGACUCUAAAGGCGUCAAGUGUGUGAGUAAGACAGGAGUAUGACACCGUCACUUUAACCCUCCGGCUCAGACUAGGUGUGUCUUUGUGGAGAUUACGCCACGUUUUGAAAUGAAACCAAACCGCCAACCAAUCUCAAAACUGAAGCCAAGUCUUAAAACCGUGUCUUGUUUUAAAAUCACACUUUUAUCAGUGUUACCGUACUUUUCCUCUUUCUAAACCUCCAACAUUGGUCAGUCAUUCAUUCACAGUAUGCUUUGAAUAUCAGUAGGCAAAUGAGUGGGAAGUUAGGAGUUGACUGGCAGGUGUGACAGCUGGUCAAACAGGGAAGUGUGACAGAAAAACAGCUGAAGAAGCUGCGGCGGACGGAUUCAGUUGAUGGAAACCCUUUGAAAUAUCUAAAUACAAGACGGAAGGCCGACCCUCAGCUCUGAAACUAAUGGCAUAAAAACCAUGACCACAGACAGAGCACUUUCUCUAUAGUACUGCAAAUGUGUGUAGAGAUCCCAUCAUAGAGACCAGAUGGAGAUAUGUAGGUCAGAUCCAAAUACACCUUCAGUAGGUAGAGCCCAUGAUCAAAAAUUACGAUAAAGGGAGAGGAGAGCAGGGGGAGGAGAGACCCCUACUGUCCAAAAACAACGACAAAGAGAUCCACCUGUUGAUGCCUGAAGUCAGCAAACAUCCACGUAGAGAAAAAGGCUCAAACUAAAUAAUAAAGACACAGUCAGCUCUGUGCAGCUCAUUGUUAGUCAGCUGCUGUUAUUGUGUAAUGAAACCCGAGCAUGUGAUUGUGACUGGCCGAGGUCGAACAGCGUCUUAAAUUCUGGAGUUCUUGUGAUUGUUUGGAACUUUGGGAAAGAGUUGCACAAACAGAUUCCAGCUCGGAGGGACGGUGUUUGGGGAUUGUGUAAAGUAUUUGGAUACAAACCAGACUGAUGACACUCCUCCUGCACAACAUGGAGUCAAUCUCUGCAGAGCAAAUGUGUUUGUGUGUUUGCCUGCAGCGUUCCAGCUCUGUGGGUCUGAUUUGGAGGCAGUCUGUGAUUAAUUUGGGACUUCGUUAUUGCUACAUGCUUUUGUUUUUCCGGCCUCCACUAAGAUUUAAUAAAGCAGCUAAAACAGAACAACGUAGAUCCCCAACUUUAGUCAAGAUUUUGCUCUUUUUGAAUGUUAACACUAUAGUUUGGUAAAGGAGAACUGAGUUGCAGCUGAUGACUGUAUAUUCCACUAAUUGCUCAUUAGGUUUCAAAAGAAUCAGCAACAACAAGACAACCUCAAAGUGACCCACUUCUGUCUCCCACAAAGACUCAUCUGUGGUUGUGAGCGCGGUCAUGUCGCCUCUCGCAGUUUCAAACAGUGUCUUUGAUGGAGGAAGGAUUUGGGUCAUGCAGGGCACGUCUGCUGUCCUGUAAACAUACAGUUUCUGUUGUAAAACUCUGUAAAGUUCAGCUUUAACCUACACAAAACAGGGGUCCACCGAGUGUUUUUAGAAACAGCCUGUUGAAGGGAUAUUCUGGCAUAAAAUUAAGUUCAGGUCAAACACACCGUAACACAGAGUUAGACACCUCCUCCAGAGAUAAAUGUUGCUGACCGCUUGCUUCUGUAGUUAUACCAACUUUAGUAACGACCACAGGAUAGCAAUACACAGCGGUCUGAGGAGCCAUUAACAAAUCUCAACCAAAACUCCACUCUAUAGCCACAAAUAAUGCUCAGAACAGCACCUAACUUCAUCAACAGGCAUAUAGGGUCACAGCCAUAGUACUAGCCACCAAACAUCUUUUUAACUUUGCCUUAUUUCUUUAGCAAACCCACUGCGCAAUGCAACGUCGAAAUGACAUCUAUUUAAUGUAUUUUUUUGACGACGAGGUACAAAUGUGGAUGUCAUUUCAACAUCUAAAAGAGGUCCAAUUAUGACGUCUAAAUCUUGGAUCCAUUUUGCACAUUGUGCCGACAUCUAGAUUUGUUCUUCAGAUGAUGUCCAAAUUCUGCUUGUCACACUGACGUCAUGACGUGGUCUUUGACGGACCGACCCAAUACUGACUUGAUCUGCACGUCUCUUUGACGUCCGAUGUUUGGUGGGAAGAGACUGAACACAACUCACCUACUCUCUUCCAGCAGCAGCUUGUUUGUAGCGAGACCCAGGCCAGUGCAUUACCGCAGCGGAGUUUCACAGCUCAAGGAAGAACAUUUAUGAUCAUUUCUUCAUGGAAAUACAAUCAGACCGAGACGCUAAGGCAGAAGAACUACCGCGUCUGUAAAAUGAUUAAUAUGGUGAUUAUUACUUCAAGGAAAUGAUAAAGAAAUGAUCAUAAAUGUUCUUCCUUGAGCUGCGUCACCCCGCUGUAGUUCAUAAUUGACUGGUCAGAGGACUAAGUCAAAGUUAAAAAGAUGUUUGGUGUCUAGUACUAUGGCUGUGACCCUAUAUGUCCUGUUGAUGAAGUUAGGUGCUGUUCUGAGGAUUAUUUGUGGCUAUAGAGUGGCGUUUUGGUUGAGGGCGUGGCUCUCUGUAUUGCUAUCCUGUGGUCGUUACUAAAGUUGGUAUAACUAGAGAAGCAAGCGGUCGGCAACAUUCAUCUCUUGACGGGGUGUUUAACUCGGUGUUACGGUGUGUUUGACCCAAACUUAAUUUUACGCCGGAAUAUCCCUUUUUAUGUAACUCUAACACAUGAUUAUCCACCUUCCGUUGAUGGCUGAUUUCCGUCAUAAAUUGAUCGUUUCAUACGAUGUUUUAAUGCUGCUAAACGUUCAUGCUGCUUCAUGACAGUUUUGCAGCUCCUUUUAUUUCUCCCUCUGAUCUCGGGUUUUUAACCUCUCGGUGCAAAACAAGGAAAACAACUGAUGACUAACGCCGGGGGAAAUUUGCUGUGGUGUGCAUUUGCGUGUUUAAACGCACCUCCUGCUCAGAGCUCAGCCUCCCUCCCGCAGCACAAACAUCUGGAAGUGUUAAAGCUCCUGAUGACUCCAGCAGGAUCCCCCAGCAGCCAAUUACUGCAGCACUUCCUGGAUGCUCUCUGCCAAUCAGAAAGCAGGACAGAGCAGACAGGGAGUCCAGUCAGUUUUAGGGAGUCGGGGGAAGAGAAGAGGAAGACAGGAAAGGGAUUCGGGGAAGUUUUAUUUUAAGUAUUUAUAGAAAGAAAGGAGGAGAAAGACAGAAGAGCUUUGGCCUUUGCAGACUUUUCUACGAAUUUGUCAACAUUUGGUUUUACUGGAUACUUAGAGGAGCAGAGCUGAGCUGGUUUUCAGAGGAAAAGAGGUAGGAAAUGGAAAAAAUGCACACACAUGCAGAAAAACUGAGUCCAGAACUACUUUUGGAGAGAGAAACCCCCUCCUCUUGUCUUUAGUCUUUGCUUUUUCUAACUCUGAACGUGUUGACAGGAGGGUCAGGUGAGGACACGUAAGUCCAGAACUCCCUCUGUUAUGACUUUCUCUCUUUUUAACGCCCCGGGGGACUUUUCCUCACUUUUCACUCUAACGUCAGAGCUGGCAGAGUCUGUGAAUCGUCUUCUUUGGGCUUUUCCUCUGAUGAAAUAUUUGGAGGUGUUGGUGUUUCUUCAGCUGGCUUUUUGUUGUCGUAGCUAGAAAGUAAAAUCUGUUUCUAUCGAGACACUCAGGAACCUAAGAGAAGUGAAAACUAUUCACUCGUAAGGUUAUAAAACUUCAAGUUAUCCUUCUCAACCAAAAUUAAGUUUUAGCACAAAGUAGCAGGAACUUUUUAAUGACCAUAACCCCCAAUUUUCACCACAUCCGGAAUGUGAUUUUUGUUGUCCCCCAAUUCCUACUAGGGCGAAUUUUGUGGUGGAUUACGGACAGCAGGAAUUGCAAGAACCUGCACAUUCACGUACUAUCGCGCAAGUCGUCUUUAGCCACAGAGACUAACCAUAAAAGCAGUAGAUUGUGUCCUUCCAGAGGAGGAAAUCUACUUCUAGACUUCUAGAAUCAGCAUCUCCUCAUCCAUGGUGUCAUCGGGGUGAAAUGAUGUCUAAAAACCUUUUACUUGUUCGUCUCCGCCUGUUUGCAUGGUGUGAAAUACGAUCCUCCUGAAACAUGGAGUGUUUUAUUUUGGAAAGAAGCCGGAUGUUUUAUUUUGUGUUUGUUCCCGACCUCCUUUCCAGCACGGGUUAAUCUGUGCUGAAUUUAUCCGGCAUGCUCCAGUGUCCGGAGUCUGGUGAUCGGCAGCAGAAUGGAAAGAAGCCGGUGGAAAUUGACACAUUGACUUGAGUGGAUACAAUCAGCUAUGAUCGGCGGUUACGGCCUUUUCGUAACCGUGGUGGAAAUUCCUUGUGAGGGUUCAUUGCCAAGCCUUGAGACACCGCAAUGCUCAAGGAGGCCGGAUGCGGUGGGAAUUGGGGGUAACACUCCCAGAACAACUGAACUAUCCAUAGUUGAAGUGUAGCACAGUGAAUCGACCCAAGUCGGUGGAAAUUGACUUAUCAACUUGAAUGGUUACGAUCAGCUGCAGUCGGCAGAUACAACGUUUUCGUAGCCAUUCCAGAAAUGGUGGAAAUUCCUUGUGAGGGUUCAUUGCCAAGCCUUGAGACACUGCAAUGCUCAAGGAAGCCGGAUGCGGUUGAAAUCAGGGGUAACACUCCCAAAUCAACUUAAUUAUCCAUAGUUGAAGUGUAGCACAAUAAAUCCACCCAGGUGUACUGCAACCACCCACUAGGGGGAGCGCUAUAUGUUUGGGCCUCACCUCUGGGAAGCUUUAAUAUCAAUAAUCUGAUGAAGGGUUGAACCAAAAAUGUCAAGACGGACACAUAAAAGACGUAAAUUUCAAAGGUUCAGACUCCUAACUCGUCCUCUCUCUCUUUGGCCUUCCAGGUCGCCCUGACAGACGUAAACCCGAGCAUCGGCACAGGUAAGACUUUCUCCUCUCCUACCUCCUCUUUGUCUCACCUGGCAGCUCAACAAAGACCCGUUUCUGUUACCCAGAACUCGUGCGUGUAAUGUGACCCACAUGUAGGGAGAGUUCAGGCCGAAGAGGCACGUUUGAAGUCGAGUUGGAGUACUUCAUAAAAGUGAAACCUCUUUGAAGUUCGUUUUUCUGUAAAAUAAAUCAGUGAGGGAGUAAAAACCAAGACGCUACAGUCUGAAACAUUUCUUCUCUUUGACUCCAGCUCAGUCGCAGACUCGCAGGGACUACUUUCCUCUCCUUUGGUCUCCGGGUCUGACACACUCCUGAAAGUAUUUGGGCUUCUGGCCGGUUGGCAUGGCAACUAGCCGGGGCACUCACCGAGUUUAAAGAGUCUGUGUGUUUAUGAGGAGAAACAGAGCCCGGGUUUGAGUGUGUUUCAUUGAAACGGUGGGAAGACGAGACACAAAAGUCAUUGUCGGGAGAUUGUUAAAGUUCUUAACGCGUAAACAAACAGCUGAUAGUUUACGAAGACUUAAACGCACUUUCUCCAGUUUUCUCCACUUGAAUUAUAUAUGCUGCCUCAUCAGAGACUGACCUGCGAAACCAAAGACCGGCUCCGGUUUCUCCAAGUAAAAAACUCUUCAGUCAGCUGUGUUUUCUGAGACGCUCGAGCACUGGAGGGCAGAGCUGUUGGAUAAGCCCACGCUCACAUGAGACUGUUAGUUUGUCACAGGGCUUUGAGGGGCUUAGCAAAACCCUGUAACCCUGUAUGAAGUUUUCCCGUGAAAGAAAACUCCUCUUCAACAAAUAUAAUCAUCUUGGAGGAUCUGAGGACUUGUGCAUCUCAGAUCUGUCAUCAGUCCCUCUAAACUUUCACACUUUUUCUUGAACUCCCCGAUGACUGUUGCUGUUCAUCACAAGCGACACAUUCAGACUCAGCUCGUCACGCUGCCCUUGAAAUUGUGAUUUACAGCAGCCGCACACGCCCAAAAUGACGCAACGGAUCAGAAGAGAAACUCUGGAAAACUUCAUCACGAGUUUGCAGAGUAGACUAAAUCGAGUGACAUUAACACCUCUGGCAGAGCAAACUCGUCUUUGUUUGCGGCUUUGUUCAAUGGUUCUCCAAUAAACAGCGAGGAUUUGAAAGCGGAGAAAGUUUUUCCAGAGUUUGGAGUGUGUUUGGGCAGUGUCAGGGGUGAGUCAUGUGUGUGCGUUCAUGGUUAGCGGCUCUGUGGCACAAAGAGAAAGAAGAGUCAGUCAGAGACAAAGAGACCCGGGAAACAGACUUUUAGAGAAGACGGAGAGAUCCAGAAAGACGUCUGACCUCCUUCUGUCGUCUGGGUGAGUCUGGCUCUGUUGAUUCCUAACCUGCCUGGCUACCAACACCGCUCCUCUUUGACAGACAGGAAGUUUGGCUCCCGCUCAUCCUGGAGCUCUUAAAUACCUCUGGAUAAUCUGAGCAGUCUGUGUUUCAUUCAGGUGAAGUCUCCUGCUCUGAGGGGUUUCCAAAAAUAUCACUGAAUAUCAUGAACAGAAAGUGCUGGAGCGGCAAAACAAGUGAAAGAUGGAGAAACUGUUCAGUUCGAGACUUAAUGUUCGUUCUUUUUGGACGGAGGGUGACCUGAAACAUGUUUGGAGCCAAAGUUUGACUCACAAGUGGAAAAGGGAUUCUGCGAUGUGGCAUGUAGUGACUCAGAAAUCCUGUUUAUGUGUUCGAGUCAGCUCACAUCUUCGAUUGGAGAUAGUUUGACUUCAUAUUUGUCCACUUGUCGUCCGAGAUGUAAACAAGAGUAUCGUCUGCAUAUGAAGAUAUCUUUGGUUUUCUUUGACCAGGACAGUUACUUGUGUUUGCAUGUUUUUUACUUCUUAUUUGCCGAUUUCCUCACUUUAAAAAACAUCUUGGCCUGUAAUCCUGGUCAAAAUGAUUUUUUUUUUACUUGUGGUCUCAUAUCCAGAGCGCCUCAGUUCUAGUUGCGCUGUCACUUGCCAACGUCAAUCAGUCUUGGAGAGAAAAGAGCUCCAGCUUACUGGACUGCUGGGCCCUGAUGCAGUUUCGUUAUAGACACCAGUGUUGUCUUCAUUGACGAUUUUAGUCAAAGCCCCUUUUUUUCCACGAUGAAGACGUAACGUUGACGAGCUAAACAUAAGUCUUAGAUGACCAAAAUGUGCGUUUACGUUGACGAGACGAGACUAGACGAAAAGGUUAGUGGUGGACGACAAACAGAGCAUUUCGUCAGUCAAACGCUUAACAAAUAUUCUCAGUGUUGUUUUCGUUGACGAUGACGUUGACGUUGACAACACUGAUAGACACUCAAGCGUCCACAUGCACAGCUCAAUCGGCUCAGAAUUCGUUUUUUUCACCGAUCUGACUUCUCUCCUUGUCCGCGUAUACAUGCAGCUGAGAAAAUUGAAUUAUUGACGUGAACGUGUCCUCCUCCCAAAAACUAGGGGGCGAUUUGGGUCUUUUCAUCUUGGAGAAACAAGAAGAUGGAGCAUCGUACAGCGUUGUUUUUGUCGUACAUGAUGGACGCGCUACUUUUUCUGCAGAUGAGACGCUGCUACUCCUCCUUACGGGGGCGUGGCACACAUGCAUUGUCCGAUCAUACUCUGACUACGCUGGUUACAUGGUAGAGAAAAUAGGAUUCCAAUCACAUUAUCUCAAACUCCGAUUAUAGUCGAACUAAGGUGUUUACAUGCACUUAAGUUGUCCGGUCUUACUCGGAAUAAGGCGAUAAUUUGUUUUUCUCGAAUGUCGUGUUAAUGCACUGACUGACAUGUUGACCAAAAUGAGAAGAAGGUGGGGCUCUAACUCGAGGAGGAGGCGGGGCUUCCUUUAACAUUUAGGUGUUUUAAGGCUUGGCGAUGAACCCUCAGGUGUCUGAAUGUGAAUCCGAAGAAAAAGGAGAAGUUGAAAAUAAUUUUCCAGGCUGAGGAGUCUUACAGAAACGACGAGGUACCAACAGAGGUGAAGUAUUGUGACUCAUGUUUUCCCUUUUCUCUCUCUCUCUCUCUCUCUCUCUCUCUGCAGUCAGGGGCCUCUCUCGUCCAUCAGAGCAGCCAUCAAGAGAAGUGAGUAUUCAUCCUCAACCUCCAAAGCUACAGUCGUCUCCAAAGCUGGUUAUUUAUGUGCAAAGUGCAGAUAUUUACAACCAUCUAAAGAAGCGAUCAUCAAUAAUUAACAACAGAAGAACCAACAGACCGGUUCAGUCAAAGUUACUCAGUAUUUUCAGGGAUGUGGAGAAGAGAGCUGCUGAUUUCUUUAACAGAGCUCUGCAGAAAUCUGAAGUCCAGCCGAAAAGUGUUUUUAAAAGGGAAAAAACUGCAUUUUGACCUCUUUUUGAGGAGCAAUAAAAUCCUGAAAAGACGGAAACUCCCAACACCGGACCGUCACUACAUACCGCAGUGUUUAACCACUUCUUCAACCACUUCCCCUCAUGUUGCUUUAGAAAUCGGAAAACAUCAGUUUGGGUUUGAAAACAGUUAAUGCAGUUUAUACGGAGUCGUCACCGAUAUCUCACUGCACUGAAGCGGUCAGCCUUGUUGUUUUUGUCGAUCAUAAAAAAGGCAUCAGUGUAAACUUGGGUCUGUUUUAAAGCUGUCUGAAAUUCUUUACUGUGGCUUAAAGUCGGUCUUUGUCCCAUGUUGUUUUUAUGCACAGAGCUGUCACAGCAGGAGGGUUUGAUUCCUCCUCGAGCUCUCUAAAUCUGCAGGAGAGCUUCGCAUUCACUGUAACUGUCUGUUUGUGUUUUAAUCAUCGAAGCUGAAGGAGACUUGAAAGUGAAAUUUUUAAACGCAGCUCUUUUUCUUUAAAAAACAAAACAUGCUUUUGUGAUUACAGACGCAGGAGGGAUUGGAAACACUCCUUCUUUAUAAACACAUGUGUAUCAUCUGUAACACUCUGUCUUUCUCUUUCUAAACUCGGCUUUCUUUUCCGUCCUUCAGCCUCCAACAGAUCCACGUCUCUGUCCGAGUCGUCCAGAGACAGAGAGCGAGACAGAGAGCGGGACAGGGACAGGAGGUAAGACACUUCUUAUGCAGUUAUUUCAGAGAGGAGAGGGGCCUCUUUUACGGUCGUCUCCUCCCGAUAAGAUUUGACACAGUUCAGUGUUUACGCUCCACUUCAAAAAUGUGUCAUGUCAGGGAGAAAGAGGACGUAUUGUUAGUCAACAGACAGGCCGGACGACCUCUUUAGUUUACAGUAAAUAAGUGUCACUGCAGGAGUUCAACUGGACUCCUACAAGUUUCUAAAGAGUGAAUUUAACCGUUUUUAACCCGCUCAGAGCUUCUCAUGCUGCAGAUUUGAACUGGAAAAUAAAAUACAGAGUAAAUGCUGAGUGGAUAAAUGAACAUAAUUUUUCCGAAGAGUGACAUUUGCUCAAAGAGAAACUUAAUUUAUUAUUAUUUAAAGACAGAAAAACAUCUCCAGUUCUCCCAUGAUCCCUCUGGGCUUUAAAACAUGUCCAGUGUGCGUCACUUUGUGUAUUUCUCUGUCAGUGACAUCCUGUUAUCCCGAUGUUGCUAGGCGACCAGAGAUCACCAUCCUGUCGGCAGAGCCGCUGGCCUCCACAUCCUGGUUCCCUGGGGCUUCAGGAGGAUUCCCGCCUCCCCCUCCUCCUGCGGCACAGAUCUGGGGUCCCACAAUCCCUCCGUCCAUUCAGGUAAAUUUAGUCUGAGGUGAAUCUCAUUUUCCACGUAAACCCUGGAACUUCCACUGCAUCCGGAACAGUUCCGAUCCGGAACAAUUCCUACUAAAUUGUUUGUGAGGUGAAUUCCGUGGCGGAUUACGGACAACAGGAAUCGUGAGAACUCACAAAAACCAGUAGAUUUAUGUGUCUGUGCCCGACUUCCUUUCCAGCACGGGUUAAUCUGUGCUGAAUUUAUCCGGCAUGCUCCGGUGUCCGGAAAAAACAGAACUCUUGCGAUCAGCUGUGAAGUCCAGCGAUCGGCAGAGGAACCGAAAGAAGCCGGUGGAAAUUGACACGUUUACUUUAAUGGUUACGAUCAGCUACGAUCGGUGGAUACAGCCUUUUCGUCACCAUUCCGGAUCUGGUGGAAAUUCCUGGUGAGGGUUCAUUACCAAGCCUUGAGACACCUCAAUGCUAAAGGAAGCCGGAUGCUGUGAAAAUUUGGGGCAACACUCCCAAAACAACCGAGCUAUCCAUAGUUGAGGUGUAGCACAGUGUAGCAAAUUGACUUAUCAACUGGAAUGGUUACGAUCAGCUGCAGUCGGCGGAUCCGGCCUUUUCAUAGCUGUUCCGGAUGCGGUGGAAAUUGGGGGUAAUCUCUUACUCCUUCUCCUUCUCCUCUUCAGCCUCCUCCGUCCUAUGAGGAGGUGAUCAGGGAGAAGACUCAGGAGCAGGUCCUCCUUCCUUCUUCCUCCUCCAGCCUCCCCUCCUCUUCAUCUCGUCCAGUUUCUUCGAUCACCAUCGCCACACAGACCGAUUCAGGAUCCGCCCCGGACCACCAGGACUCACAGGGUCAGAGAAAACCAGGUCUUCAUUUAUUCGACAGUUUAAUUCUUUCUGUUUGUUAACGAUGUAAUAUGACGUGUUUGUGCAGCGAGGAGACCCGUGAGACCUCCUCGACCUCGACUCCCCACCUUGUUAAAGUCGUCCAGCGUUGAUGAAGUCGCUCCAACGCCAAACACGCCUCCGCCGUGCUGCGACCUCCUCACUGAGCUCUGUUCACCUUUGACCGCUAACUCCAGAGCUCAAACUGACCAAUGGGAUCAGUCGUUCGCUGCUCUUGACGUGGCAGCUCCUCCCACUACGUCCUCUCAAGUUCCAUCGGAGCGUCCCAAGCCCCGCCCACGCACCAGGCUCAGCGCUCCUCCAAUCAGCAACGAGGUCAAGGUCCAGACGUUGGUAAAGCUGCGUGAGGACGGUUUCGCCACGAUAGCUGCCCGCGCAGGAGCGAACAGCGCCAACCAGGAGGUGAGUCAGGGGAAGUACCUUCAGGAGCUGCUUGAGGCCUUCAGCGCUGACGACUGGGGCUUCCCUGAACGCCAGAGCAGCAGCAGUGGGAACAGCCAAUCAGAGAGUGAGGAAGGAGACGAGGAAGAGGAGGACAUGGCGACACUGAGAGCGAGGAUACAAGCGUUCGAGCAGCAGCAGCAGCAGGUAGCUGAUGGGAGCUGUGGAGAAGCUAACAAAGACUUUAUCACGAAGAAACCUGAACCUCGACCACGCCCACGUCUUCAGCCCACCAAAUCUGCCCCGCCCACUGUCGCCCCCAAACCCAAAAACUUCUCCCAAGCCUCCAAACCGUCCACCAAAGUAUUCUGGGAAGACCCCAGCUCUGCGUCAGACUCAUGUAGCAUCGAGUCUCCGAAACCAGCUGAAACCCCGCCCCAAGACUCAGACCCGGAACCCGUAGCUGCAACUGAACCUGCACCGACUACCACCCCAAAACCUGCCCUAACUCUGGGCCCCCAACCCUACAAGCCCCCUGAAAAACCCCUGAUAACACCCAAACCACAGGCUGUGACAGAAACCCUCCAGUCUGGAACCCCUGUCCCCACCCCGCGACCCCCUCCACCCAAACUAACCCCCUCAGACCAACAGACCAAACCCCCGCCCAGACCUCCAGUCGCCCCUAGGGCCAGUCUGGGAGGUCCAAGCCAGGAGAAGAGCACCACAGCUGGGCAAACAACCCCGACGCUGCCCCCCAGACCCUCUGUGGAGGUCAGCAGUGGAGCCGCAACAGAGACCAAGAGUGAGGAGACCCCGGAGGUGACAAACCAAGCAGGUGAGUAAUUAUCAGCUUUAUCCCUCAAUACUGACCCCUACAGGCAGCAACAGGGAACUACAACAACAAAUGGUGAAUUUUAAAUGAAUAUUUUAAACAGGAUAUUUUAGAUGUGGGGUAGUCGGGAUCCAAGAAGUUCCAGGUUUUUAGUAGAAAUCUUGAACGUAAACUCUACCCCUCCCAACCAGUUUUCCCCUCAAGCCCCGCCCACAAACAGACGCUCCUGCUCGCUCGUAUCGUUCCAAUUAAAUUCAGAUAUAAUGCAGAUAAAUACUUCAGAUCAUUACAAAUGGGGCCCAGUCAAGGUGAAAGUCAAAAGCAUUGGUGCUACUGUAGAUGCCAACAGACUACCAGCAAACACAAUGUUUGCAGGACUUCUACAACGAAGAUAAAGUGACAUAGUCCAGGACCCGAGGGAGGACAGUUUAGCGAUGGCGCUACAACACGCUACAGCAGGUCCGUUUGACAAGAAACACUUCUGUUACAGACACUUGUCUUACUUUGUUAAAGCGGUUUACCUGUCCAGCAGAAAGGUUACAGGGUCACCAAGAUCCCCAAGCGUCCCCCAUCGUUUAUGUUGACCCGGCUUUUUAGCUCUUGUCCGGUCUACCUCCGUUUUAAGCGCCCGUUAUUCCUCCAGAGUCUCCGGUAUUUACUUUGUUUUCUUGCUUGUGUCGGCAGUCGUGGCCAAAGGAGGAUUCAGACAAUUUUCUGAACUUUCUGGUUGGUUUCUACUGUCCGAUAUUGUAGCACGCUAACUUUGUUUAAAGAAGUGAGUUAGAGUGUGUUUGGAGAUCACAUCAUACAGGCCGGGGCACUUCCUACUUUAACGGGCAGAAACCUCGAGCAGAACCAGACUCAUGUUAGACUGGACUGGGUUCAAGCAGCUGGAAAGUAGGCAGGUCGGUGGUAACAAAACAUCUGCAUCAACCCUACAGGAUGAUGGAGCUCUCAUGUAUCCUGCAGCCGUACUUUUUAACCCUGACUGGUUUGAUAUCAAACACAAACAGGAAUGUGAGUCCUCCUGUGAGCCCUCAUGCAGACCCACGUGCGCUGAAACAUCAUUUGAAAGCUGAUAUGAGUGAAAAGAGUCGACGCUGACUUUUUAAACGGCGCUCCUCUGUUUACCCUGAAACCGCUCUCUGCGACGUCAGGGUUUCUGAUGCCUCCAUGCUGCAGGGUCAACUGAGUUUCAUCAUGAACCGAGACCAAACAACAAACAGAAAACUGUUCGUGUUUGUUGUCUAAGGCCAGAAAGUGUUUGAACAACUAUAAAAAACUAAAAUGAUAUUUGUGUAGCAUGCUGGAACAGAUAUAAAACCUUGACAUAUCAUCUUCCAAGUUCUGUUUCUGUUGACACCUGAUACACUGAAGUAAUAAACAAAAAAAGGAAGAGGUAGACGAACAACUCCUCUGUUCUGCAAAGUAAAAUCCCUUUUUUUGAUGAUCGGGGGGCUAUAAAAGAUUAAAUAAAACGGCUGUUUGUAUCCAAUAGAUACAAGAACUACCUGUUGAAGCCUUUGUUAUAAAUUUAGACGAGUUAAUUGUCUGUAGUUUUGAAUUUUCUCUCUUUAGUUAUUAAGUUUGUCGUCAUUUCUUUCUGUUUUUGUCGUUUUCAGCGAAGCCAGGAGGUAACCGACCAGGCAUCCCGACCAAACCGGCAGGACUGACCUCACUGCGUCGAUCCAGUGGUAAGAGAGAAAGUGUGUGUGUGUGUGUGUGUGUGUUUCAGAAGUCUAAGCUCGGCGCAGCUUCGGCACAAUGGAGCGUUUGAGAGCUUAGAGACACAAAUCUUGCUUCCUCAUUAUGUUGCAGAAAUAUGCAAACAUGAGGAGAGAUUUUAUGCAGUGUGUGUGUUUUUGUGCGUUUUUGUGUGUGUGUGUGUGUGUGUGUUACAGAAAAAAAAGGGGGGGGGGGGGUUACUUUAUUCAAUCCGAACCUUGUGAAAGAAAAAUGCUUCGAUUGUGUGAGAGGAGGAAAAAGACUUCACUGUUGUCCGAGCUGUGUGUGAGUUUGAUGUAUGCGUACUGUAUAUUUAUGUGUGUGUGUGUUUGUUUGUGUGUUUCUGUCAUGUGAUGUGAUUUGUGAAGCUGUCAGAGAAAUCACAUUAUGUAACCAGUUUGGCAAUUUUAGUUGCGACAUUAAAACCGAACCGCAAAGCCAGUUAAGAGUUAUUCUCUGUAGUUUAUGAUCUUCUCAAAGCCGCUGAGAAAUCUCUGCAGUCACUCAGCUGUUACACAACAGUCAGUCGCACACAGCGAGGACACAUUAUUUGUCCUACAGGCGGCGUGUGCAACAGUGGUCACACCUGCACUACCCUCAUCAUAGUUUCCUGUCACACCCGAAACCACCGGAUGGUAUCAAAGUAGGUCAUCACCGUCCAACAAUGUGUUAUUUUCUUACAGACAUGCCCUACAUAUCGGGGCUGUUUGAUAUAAAUGAUCUCAUCUGAGCUGAGAACAGUUAUUUUUCUCUCUCGAUUAAUCGCAAGUAUCAUUAAUCGCAAUUAAUCGCAUACUGAGAGUUCCAUUAUUUUGCAUUUAAAACAGAUUUUUUCAAAAUGUCACUUUUGGCCAUGUGCUCUUUUUACACCCAUUGAAGCAGAUUACACACAGAUAUAAUCGUUUAUAAUCAGACAUCUGUUCUCCACCUACACCUCCAAAUUCGUCCCUCAAACUCAGUGGAGCCUCGCCAACGCCAUCAGAUUCAAACCCAGUCCCGCCCAGAACCAAUAACUCCCACCACAGCCCCAAAACCACACGGAGAACAACGUGUUAUUCUGUUACAGACGUGCCCUACCUAUCUGGGCUGUUUGAUAUAAAUGAUCUCAUCUGAGCUGUAAUACUGUUAUUUUUCUCUCUUAAUUAAUCGCCAAUAUCAUUAAUCGCGAUUAAUCGCACAUUGUGAGUUCCAUUAUUUUAGAUUAUGUGUUAUUCUGUUACAGAUAUGCCCUACAUAUCUGGGCUGUUUGAUAUAAAUGGUCUCAUUUUAACUGUGAAACUGUUAUUUUUCUUUUUCGAUUAAUCGCCAGUAUCAUUAAUCGCGAUUAAUCGCAUAUUGAGAGUUCCAUUAUUUUACAUAAUCUGUUAUUCUGUUACAGACAAGCCCUACAUAUCUGGGCUGUUUGAUAUGAAUGAUCUAAUCUGAGCUGUAGAACUGUUAUCUUUUUCUCUCUCGAUUAAUCGCCGAUAUAAUUAAUCGCCGAUUAAUCGUACAUCAAGAGUUCCAUUAUUUCGCAUUUAAAACAGAUUUUUUCAAAAUGUCACUUUUGGCUAUGAGCUUUUUUCACACCCAUAAAAACAGAUUACACACAGAUAUAAUCAUUUAUAAUCGGACAUCUGUUCACCACCCCCAGCUCAAAUUUGGCCCCCAAACCCACUAGAAUCUUGCAAACGUCACCAGAUUCAAACCCAGUCCCACCCAAACCAAUAGCUCCCACCACAGCCCCAAAACCACAAGAACCAAAUCCAGGCCCAGCUCUGAGUAUUCAAUGAUCUCAUCUGAGCUGCGAUACUGUUAUUUUUCUCUCUCGAUUAAUCGCAAAUAUUGUUAAUCGCGAUUAAUUGCAUAUUGAGAGUUCCAUUAUUUAAAGACCGUACUUAAAAUUCAGUGUCGAGACUUCACAAGUUUUUCAAAGUGUCACUUUUGGCUGUAAGCUCUUUUCACACCCAUAAAAACAGAUUACAAACAGAUAUGAUCAUUUAUAAUCGGACAUCUGUUCUUCACCCCCAGCUCCAAAUUUGGCCCCCAAACCUACUGGAGCCUCGCCAACGCCAUCAGAAUCAAACCCAGCCCCGCCCAAACCAAUAGCUCCCACCACAGCCCCAAAACCACAAGGACCAACUCCAGGCCCAGCCCCGAGUAUGAAACCCCUGACCACAGCUCCUUCUCCAGCUCUGAGGAAAGGUCCCGUGAUCCAAAACAAACCAGAAACCGCCAACACGGUGACCCCGGACUCCUCUGAUCCCCCUUUGCCCCCUCGGUAAGAAAAAAAAGGAUUCGAUGUUUUAAAGUUACUCAUGAACAGUGUCGUCAACAAGCUUACAAAUGUCCGCCUCUCUCUUUCUUGGUUUCUUUCCAGGCCUACAGGUGUGAAGCUCCUCCCACUUCGCCCUCCACCAAUCAAAUCCAUCCCCGGUAGGCCGCCCCCUCCUUCUAUCACCUCCCCUCCAGCGUCCACUCAGAUAACCGCGCCCACACCCCAAACUGCCCCCACCCCCUUGGUGUCUCAAGCCAGCCGGUCAUCUCCUCCUCCGCAAAGUCCUUCUUCUGUGUCAGCCAAUCAGAUUCAGUCUCAAAAGCUUUCCAAGAGAGGACCGCCUCUCCCCCCUCGCCCUAAACCUGGACACCCCCUCUACAACAGUUGCACGGUAUGUAAACACACACACACACACACACACACACACACAUGGCAGGUUCGAGUUCUGAUCUGUAUGACCUCUCAGAAACAGGAAGUCCUGAUCGUCCUGGAUGACCCCACCCCCGCUGAGCUUCCAUUAGGUGAGGGGAGGAGCCAAACCAGCAUCAUUAACCAAACACAGUGUCUCCUGGACCUGGACGUCCAACCAGAUCCUCCUCUAGAUCAGGACAGCCAAUCAAAACCUGCGCUGGAGGAUCUCAGCCUAUCAGACUCACAGGUAACUCUCUGGAUAGAUCGUAUAUCCACUUGGUCCGGGUCUGCUGCGGUACUCUGAUAUCUUUGCAUGGAACAGGAAGAUAGUACUCAAUCUGUAUCAUAUUUCACACACGUUUGAGGUACCGGAAUAGCGCCACCUUCUGGAAAAAACAUAGUACUAACUAGUGUUGGGCGGUAUGACGGUAUAAAAGCGUCUACUGGUAGAAAUUUUGCUGUAGGAGAGCGAGAGAGCAGAUGUCUGCUGCAUCCCUUUGAGUCGCUAACAAGAAAGCCUGAGCGCAUCCGUUUAGGUGUUUGUUCGCUCCCUUUGAUUGGUCAGGUUUGGGUGCGCUCCCUAUAAUCACCAGCGUGUCCAGCAGACUACUUGGCAAAGCUUCAACGAAGAAGACAAAGCUUCACUGGUGGUGGUCAUGGCGGACACAGAGAUUAAUGGUGGCACUGAACAAACGGAGGCAGCCCGACCCACCCAACACGAGGAAAAGGAGGAGGAACUCAUCCAGAAAAAGGGUGCGAGUCGCGACAUCAGUUGUCUGGAGAUUCUUUGGAUUUAGAAAAUCCGACAAUGAUCAAAAAACAAAACUGUACAAAGAGUGUCGGAAACACCAAGAACCUCUUCCACCACCUAAAGGAGUUUUUGGCCAAAGGUACGACAUUGAUAAAAAAUCGCCAGACUGAUCUGACAUUUAGUUUUCAUUUGUAUAAAAAUCCAAGUGUAAAAAAAAAGGGAAAUGAACAAAGGCGACAGUUUGGUUAUUUUUAAGACAUGAAUUGAAUUUACAGAGAAAAAACAUACAGUUUAAUAUACCGUUACUGUGAUUUAAGAUUUUGUUCAUACCACCCAACACUAGUACAGACUCACACAUGUAAUGUCUGAUCUUUAAAUUUCACAGGUUUGGUGAUAGCCUCAGUCUAAGCUCCUCUGCAUAUAUACAUAUGAAUACAUAUAUAUAUUUUAUUUCAGAGUACUACUGCCACCUAUUGGACAAAAGCUGCAUUGACACCACAUGCACUACUUACUAAAGCAUCAAGCUUUGCCUUUUAAUCAAACCACUGUUGUGAAAAUAACUAAAGUUCUGACAGUCAGCGAUGAAUUUACGAGCUUUAGAUCCAGGAUUCAGGUCUCAGUCUGAACACAUCGACAUGCACUUCUGGGUCAUGGUGAGACCACCACCCAGGGGUGCAUGUUUGACCCAGUACAGAUGAUAAGUACAAUACCCGACCGGUAUGGAUUUUUUGGGGUCGAUACCGAUUAUUGGGGGGGGGGGGGUCCAAUUACUGAUUAAUCGGACGAUUUUUUAAAUUUUUUUAUGAAGUUAUAAAAUUAUAUUUAUACAGUAGAUAUAUACAGAAUACUAUUUACUGUAUAUGUACUGUAGGCAACUGCUCUUCUCACGACAGGAAGACUGACUCGGACAAAAGUGUUUUCAACUACAUGGUGAAGUGGGUUGAACUGAAACUUGUUGACUUAUCGUGUAUUUCACAAACUGGUUUAUUUACCGUUGAGGCGGACCGCUCUCCUCCGUGCGUCCCUGAGCUGUGAGGUAGUCUGUGGAUGAAGUUUGUCAUGAGGUCGCUGUAGCGCCAUCUACAGGAUAAGUCGGGGAACUUUUCAAAUGGCGGAACAUUUUCAAAGUGAAACCAAAUCUUAUUCUCUGCAUUUUAUUUCUGAAAAUAUCGGUGAAAAUCGGCGAGUUUUGGCCGAUCACCGAUUAGUCUCAAACAGGCAAAAAUUGGAAAUCGGUCGGGCUUUAAAUACCUUAUUUUUCAGACUAUAAGGCGCACUUAAAAUCUUUAAAUUUUCUCAAGAAUUGACAGCGCGCCUCAUGUAUGAUUACUUGUUGUGCUUACUGACCGAUUUUAUAUGGUACAGUGCGCUCAAAAAUCUGUCGAAAUGUCUAAAUACGACUUUGGUAAGCAACAAAGCCGCUGCGCUCAAUGGAUAUUCGGCGCAUUACGAUAACUGUCAUCUGAGCUGGAAUCAUCACUGAACAUCAAGUACCGGUAACAGCAACGAGACGGACUCGGAUAAUGACCAAAAAAGCUUGAUGCCGAAAUCACACAGCUGUUUAACUCCGACACUGAAAAUGAAGAACUCCAUGUGUUGUUUUGCUUAAUGCGCCUUGUAAUCCGAUGCGCCCGAAAAAUCCGAUAGAUGACAUCUCUGUUAUUGUUUUGUCCUCCAGUCGAUAAUUCCUGUCCAGCCCACUGAGCAGAAGGAGCAGCCGGACCCUCCUCCCGUCAGGUCAGAAACACGACAUGAACCCCGUCACUUCAAACCGACUCGACUUUAACGAGAAUCGGCUCAUUUAUUCUUUACUCUCUCUCUCAGCGGGCCUCGCUGCGUCGCGCUGUUUGACUACGAGGGAGAGGAAGAGGACGAGCUCACCUUCUCUCAGGGCGACGUCAUCGCCCUCCUGGAGCUCAUUGGACAGGAGUGGGGGCGGGGCCAGAUCCACGGGCGUGUCGGGAUUUUCCCGCUGAGCUUCACAGAGGUGGUGGAGCCGUUAAAGCAAGAGGAAACGACGAAGCUAACGACGGAGACACCGGUGAUGGAGAAGAGAGGUGAAACAUGAAACAUCCUCGUCGAUUUAGUUAAAAGAUUUUAAUUGAUGUUCAGAAACAAGAUAUAAAAGAUACUUAUUUCUCUGUUUUUCCAGCUCCAGUGACCUCGCAGAAGUCAGACCCAGAGGUGAGUGUGUUCAAGUGUGAGUAAAUGUGUGUGUGCGUCAGUUUUAGUUUGUUAGCGUUCGUCAAAUUUCAGAUUUUUAUUAGUUUGUCUCUUUAUUAUGAUGUUGAGUUUUUUUUGUGUGUCUUCCUCUGUGUGUGUCUGUGUUUGUGUUUAGGUGAAAGAGUGGGCGGUGGCUCUCUUUGACUUCCCCGGUCAGACUGCCGAGGAUCUGUCCUUCCACAAGGGGGCGCUGAUUGAGGUGAUGGGCCACGUCGACGCUGAGUGGAGGAGAGGACGGCUGGAGGGGAGAGAGGGGCUUUACCCCGCCGCCUUUACACAGAGCUGCCAGGGUAACACACACACACACACACACACUAAAACACACGCGCACACACAUAUAACAAUCUUCAUAACAUUGUCUCGCCCGGGUUUCAGCUCAGCCAAUCACAGCCCAGCAGUCAUCACUUAAAGGCGUGGCCAAGUUUGACUUCACAGCAGAGAGCGAGGACGAGCUCACAGUAAAGGUGUGAGUGUGCGUGCACAGUUUUAAAGAUGUAUUUGUAUUUAUUUUUGUAUUAUUUUAUUAUUUUAGAUACUUUAGUAUUAUUUAUUAUUUGUAUUUUUAGAUUUAAAGCUCAGAUAACUUUAAGUUUUGGUCUUUAAGUUAUUUAAUUCUCAGAACUUGUUUAAUCAGAAUAUAUUUUUCAUUAUUUUGUUAUAAUAAGUUUUUGUUUUGGUGACUCAGAUUUAAAUAUUUGAAUUUACAAACGUGCUUAAUUAAAAUUAAAAUAAACUAGAAUUAAAUUAUUAUUAUUAUUAUAUAUUAUUUUGUGACGUUUGAAACAUUUUUAUCACAAAAAUCUGUUAUUUUUUUAUUUUAAUGCUCAUUAAAACUCCCGUGAGGAACUUGUGAUUCAGGCUGAUUAUGGCGCCCUCCUGUGGCCGGAGAUAAAACCUCAUGGCUUUGCUGAUUUUGUAUUUUCUGACAGUUUUUUUCUGCUCUGUUUUAAACUGAUUAAAAGAGGUUAAAAUCUAAAACUAAAAUGAUUUUAAAGAUGUGCUGAACUUUCAGAAACAAAAUCAGUAAAUGUCAAACUGUAAAGACAAAAAACUUCUAUAUUUCAGUAAAAUUUUAUUCAUGAAUCUCAGUCUUGAUGUUUUUUUUGUCUUUUUUUUUUUGCAGGUAGGUGACAUGGUCACACAGGUGGAGACGGUGGAUGAGCAGUGGAUUCUGGGAGUUGCAGGUGGGAAACGAGGGAUUGUGCCUAAAAACUACAUUUCGCUUCUCUGAUGAGAUCGGAGGAUUUUUUUCUUUUUUUAUAUAUUCCUGCAGCGGUUUUCUCUGUGAACAGGUGGGUUUAUCUCUGAACUGAAGACCUUUACUGCACCUGUUUGAACCUCACAGAGUUUUGACGUGACUGUGCUGUGGACACCUGGACACGCACAUCAAACCUGGUCCCGAGUUUUCACCGACUUUCUGCCACUUUAUCGUGAAUAAAAGCAACAGGAAUUUUGCUGCGUCAUGACUGAGAUCAACUCAAACUGAAAGUCUUAAAUUUUCAACUCAUGGGCAUCCUGUCACGUUUUAGUUUGUGUUCUUACUCUGAGGACUCAGUUUGACUCAUUAUUCCUGACUCGUCUAAAGACUGUCGUCAAAAUCGAACCCUGGAGCUCCUGAACGUUUUUAGAAAAGGCCUCAAACAACGAGAUCCGUCCCUGUUUCACUCUGUUAUCAUGUUUUUGCAUCAUAGGACUCGACCUUCAUCACUGAAAUCAGACAGCAGAGUUAAACCUGAAUGACACAUUCUCCAGCCAGCCACUAGGGGGAGCUCUAAGUGUAUUGGCUUCACUUUUCAGGAGCUGUUUUUUCACAACGCUGACUCAAAGCUUCUCUUGACAAAGAUCGGAAAAGAAAGACUUCUUGUUUUAUGACACUGUUGUUCCUUUUUUUAGCUAUUUUAAAGUUAUUUUUCUUCUGCACAUUAUUUCCAUUAAAACGCUCAGAAAGGAUGCUAAAAUAAAUGCAAUGAUUUCUAAAAUGAAAUUAAAAAAUCUGUUUUAUUUUGGAAAUCAUCUCAGAAACUGAAUUUGUUUGAGUCGUACUCAUCUCCUGAAAGUGUUUAUUGUGCACGUUUGUUUUUUGACUGUAACACUAGUUUGUGUUUGUGACGAGAGACACGACAGAGGACUUAUGAAACCUUUUUAGUGUAACCAAACAUUCCGACUUUUAAUACGAAUAAACUUUGAGAUACUUCUGAAAAA
This is a messenger RNA of Xyrichtys novacula (pearly razorfish), 22732 nucleotides long. Lineage: Eukaryota; Metazoa; Chordata; Actinopteri; Labriformes; Labridae. The record is from the annotation of a GenBank genome assembly.